AUGAAAAAUUAUUAUUCAUUUGCAAAAUUAUUUGCUUAAAUUGGAUAGAGUAGAUUAUUAUAAAAUCCCAUCAAUAGUAGAAUUCAGGCUAAAAAAGUAUCUUAAUAUUAUAAUAAUCCACUUCCAAUUAAUGAAAUUGAAAAUUUGCUUAAAAGUUUACAUUAUUUUAUUCCAAAUGAAGUAAUUCAAAUAAUGAAAAAAUCUCAUAAAUUCAAAUAAGUUUUUGGCAAAUAAGAGUUUACAUAAUAUUUUAAGAGUCAAAGUUUGGAUUCAAUUCAAAAAGCAGAUUUAAUAUUACUGUGUUAUAAAUUAAAUCUUGAAGAUGAUUUAUGGAUGAAAUGUUUAACAAUGAAAAUUGAUGAUUUGACACCCUAUUAUUUAAGUGAAACAAUGUGGGCCCUUAAAAAUAAAUCAUUCUAAUUAUCUGAAAACUAAGAAAAAAGCAGAAAACUAUAAGAAGAAAUAAUAUCUUUUAUCCCAUCUAAAUUAAAUUAGUUUGAUUUUUAUAGUCUAAGUCUAAUGUUAUAAAGUCUAACAAAAUUUCAUGAUGUUAAUUGGGAUGAUUUAGCAAAAACAUUUUUAAAGCUUAUAAAUAAUAAUGAUCAUUUUUCUUUAUGUUAUGGCUUAUAUGCAUUAGCAAAGUAAAGAUCAAGACUUACUAUAAAAAUAAAUGAUGAGAAUCUAAUUCAAAUAGUACAAAAUGAAAUGAGAAACUUUUCUUAAAAUGAUCUAUUAUUAGUUUUAUGGGCUCUAUAGAAAUUAAAUUUAGGCUCAGAAGAUUUUUGGAAUUAUGCAUUUACUAUUUUAUAAACAUAAAAAUUAUAGACACUUUAAUCUAUAGCAAUUUAAUCAUAAAUUCUUUCAUAAUUGUUUAAAGUGGAUGAAGUAUCAUGGAAUAAAAUAGAAAAAUAAGCUAUUUCUUUAUUAAAGUCUGAUGAGAAAUCUUUAGUGACUUUAUUUUAAACAUUCUCCAUAAACAAUAAAGGAAGUUAAUAAUUUUGGGAGAAGAUUUGUUUUUAGAUAUUGUAAGAUAUAACAAAAUUCAAAUUAGAAUCAUUAAUAAAAUUAGCCUCUCAUUCAGAUAUACCUGAAUUGAGCAAGAAAAUACCUUUGGAUUGGACUAAAUUAACAAUUUCUUAAAGAUGUUUAAUUUUUAAUAAGUUUGCAAAGCUUGGUUUAUAGAUUGAAGAUAAAUAUUAAUACAUUUUGGAAAAAAUUGAUUAAGUAUUUGGGAAAGAUCUUGUUUUAGUAUUAUACACUAUUUAUAGAUAUUCACCAUAAUUAAAUAAGGAUCCUAUAAUAAAUUAAUUAUUAAUAUCUAUGGAUCAUUUAAAUCUAAUUGAUAUCGAACAAUUAUUAGAAUUAAAAGAGAUUCCUUAAGAAGUAAAUAUUAAACUUUAGAAAUUAUUUGAAAUUAAAAUGAAUAAAAAAUAAAAAAGUGAUUGA
Molecule: messenger RNA, 1446 nt
Organism: Paramecium pentaurelia
Lineage: Eukaryota; Ciliophora; Oligohymenophorea; Peniculida; Parameciidae
Source: the annotation of a GenBank genome assembly